AUGUUAUCAACAUUAUGGAAUCGUAGUAUUGUUAGAUAUGGUGACAAGCAGAGACAACUGUUGAAGUUGAUGCCCAAGCAUCGUCACUUGGUAUCUCAAUUCAAUGUUGUUCCCCUGGCAAAGGGACUGAACAUCAGUCCAACUUCAAUGUUCACUGUAGCCAACAACAACAGUAACUUCCUACUAAGUUCUGACAAUCGACAUUUAGGUGUACUCAAGUACUCAUCACAAUCAUCAUCAUCAUCAUCAUCAUCGUCAAAGGAUCAACCAAAGACAGAAGAACAACAUACUACAUUCGUUAUACAAGGUCCACCUCCACAACGACCACCUCCCCAGGACAAGAUUGAUUGGAGGCUGACUGGUGAGGGCAGGACAUUCUCCAAUGCCAUCCUCUUCUCAAUUGGUUUGGCUAUAUCAUUGGCCGCACUUGGUUCAUUGGUACUAUCACAAUCAGAUGAAGACCGCAACAGGACUGACAAGCAGUCCAAAUACAGAUACUUUAGGAAGAUGUUAAGCUACUAUUGGUGGGCGCCACCCAUUGGACUAUGGAUAAACAACGGCGAGUUGGACGAGAUCAUCAAUGACUUCAAGGCUGGCCAGUUGACUGAUGAGGGUAUACUGUUGUUGUAUCAGAUCUCUGGCUUCCGUGCAGGACGUCAGAUACUGUCUCAAAGGGGCGUGGUCGAGACCAUAUGUGAGCGUGUCGAUUCAUACUUUGAGGCACCAGAGCCUGGUUCUGAAAGCGAUCAGAUGGUGCUGAGAUACCAGCCCUCCACCACCUUGGCACUUGAGCUCAGUCUAUUGGUCAACCUCACAGUGUUCAAUGGCCAAAAGGUGUCAGAGGAGACCAAACAAAAGAUACUCCAACUCAAGAAGAUCCUCAAUCCAGGACAACAAAGACCCUUUGACAACGACUUUCUCGUUGAGAAGAGUCAACUACUUGGCCGUGUCCAAGAGGUGUAUGAGAGCCCUGUUGGAUUCGUUGGCUUGUUGGUAUUCGCUGUUGGUGGCGCAUUCACAGCGUUUGCACUGCUGCGAAAGCAGCCACAAUGGGUCCGUCAGAUAGGAAUGCGCAACUCUGGAGUGGCCUGUGCAAUGGUGGCCAGUCUGCACUACUAUAGGAACAUGUCCUACGACAAGUUCAUCUCGACAUCUCAAUCAUACAACAGUUAUGUGGCCAAGGUUGAGCUGUCCUCGCUCAUAUUCAGCACUGGACUGAUCAUGGUGGCCGGACUACCCUAUCUCUUCUGGAUCGUGCCAUGCACGGCCAUGUACUUUGGACACAUCCUCUACCAAUCGGUCAAAGUGAUAAACAUGGUCAAGAAGGAUGUGGAGCAGUCCAAGCUUAUCAAGAAGAGCAACAGUCCAUUCGACGACUAA
Molecule: messenger RNA, 1380 nt
Organism: Acytostelium subglobosum LB1
Lineage: Eukaryota; Evosea; Eumycetozoa; Acytosteliales; Acytosteliaceae
Exons: 3
Coding region: 1-1380 (459 amino acids)
Source: RefSeq, a predicted model, not a curated record